UUUUGUUACAGUAUACUUGUAACAAUACUGCAUUAUUCGUGAUGUGCUCUGUGAUGUUUUGCGUUGGUAUAAUCACAGUUACACGUUUAGUGUAAAUAUGUAGGUCUUUCACUAUAUACGUUAAAACGUUUGUAACUGCUCCCAUUAUGACUUCCCCACUUGUUCAUGAAAAAAUCUGGUUUGAGAAAGGCAAAUAUGAUGAAGCAGAACGACAGUACUAUCAAAACUUGGCAAAGCCCUCUCCACCACAAUCAAAAGAUGACAAACGAUUUAAGCCCAAAGAGGCUAAGGAGAAACGUAAUAAGGCUGAUAAGAAAGAUCGUGACAGGAGGACAGUUAAUAAAGAUGAGAAUAAGGGAUCUCCUAACACUCCCAACAAAAACUCCUUGGCUGGAGAGGUUGCCAAGGCACGGCAGCAUAUUAAAAAUUCCUUAGAAUGUAUGGAUGGAAUUGCUGCCCUAGCAACGACAGCGAAUGUUGAAGUCAUUAAUAGAAUCAACCCAUUAGAGAAAGACAAUGCAGUACUUAAAAAAUAUGUGGAUGAUAUGUCAGUAGUAGUCAGGAAAUUAGAAUCCAGAAUUGACAAAUUAGAAUCACAUGUAAAGCUUUUGGAAGGAAAACUUUGUGAUGCAAAGCUAGUAGCCGCCUCAGUUGGCCAGGCAGCAUCAGCAGCUCCAGCCGUGAAGCAAGGAAAACUUUGUGAUGCAAAGCUAGUAGCCACCUCAGUUCACCAGGCAGCAUCAGCAGCUCGAGCCGUGAAGCCCAAGGAAGUGGAUGAAGAUGAGAACGUGGAUUUGUUUGGUUCUGAUUCUGAGGAAGAGAGUGAUGAUGCCAAAAAACUUAAGGAAGCCCGGCUAACAGCAUACACAGCCAGGAAAGCCAAAAAGCCUGCCUUUAUUCCCAAAUCUAAUAUAAUUCUUGAUGUAAAGCCAUGGGAUGAUGAGACAGAUAUGAAAUUAUUGGAGGAAGCUGUACGAGCUGUUAGUAUAGAUGGACUUCUGUGGGGAGCUUCUAAGCUUGUUCCAUUAGCAUAUGGUAUUCACAAGCUUCAAAUAUUGUGUGUUGUUGAAGAUGAUAAAGUGUCUGUGGAUUGGUUGCAAGAAACUUUGGAGGCAAUUGAAGAUUAUGUACAAAGUGUGGACAUUGCAGCUUUCAACAAAGUUUGACUCUCUGUUCAAUCCAGUCUACAAGUUUGCUGCAUAUUUGUAUAAUUUCAUUCCAGUCUUACCUUCACCUUUGUGAUGAUAAUCACAUUCAACAUAAUUUGAAACCUAUGCAGAACUUUACUGAUAUGUUUGUAACCUGGAAUAUUCCCAAUAAGAGGAUAAAAAUGGCACAAAGUAAUGUCACUGUAUAAGUACCAGUGUUUUAACUAUUGAAAAUUCCCACCAAGUUGUAACACAAAUUGAAAAAUUUUAAUGUAGCUGAAGUGUAUGUGCAGCCAUCCUUCCAGUUGGUAUCCAAUAUCUUAAUGCUGCUACCAUAUUGAUAUGGAUUGAUGUUUACUAUUGAUAAAAUAAUUAUGUUGUAAUAAAGUGAAAUACUCAUUACACAUUAA
Cryptotermes secundus is the source of this 1558-nucleotide messenger RNA. Its product is annotated as probable elongation factor 1-delta. The transcript is spliced from 10 exons. Lineage: Eukaryota; Metazoa; Arthropoda; Insecta; Blattodea; Kalotermitidae. Gene Ontology annotation, biological process: translational elongation. The record is from RefSeq and is a predicted model, not a curated record. The coding region runs from base 147 to 1166 and encodes 339 amino acids. Gene Ontology annotation, molecular function: guanyl-nucleotide exchange factor activity; translation elongation factor activity. Gene Ontology annotation, cellular component: eukaryotic translation elongation factor 1 complex; cytosol.